AGAGACGGCAAGCAACUAUUGGUUCGUGAUGGAGGGUCCAAACCCAGAUGGCUUGUUUUAGAGAGCCACCGUUUAUGUCUUUGUGUGCUUAAAUUGAUAUACACGAUCCCUCUCCUUCUUUCAGUGCUUAAAUUCAGAGAGAAGAGAGAGAGAGAGAGAUGACUGUUACAAACUUCAAUUGCUGCCUCAAUCCGCCACCUUCAAAUCAAAAUCAUGGUACAAGCCCUUCUUUGCCCUUAAAGCAAAACCAAUCACUUGCAUGGAACAAAUAUGGUCAUGGAUCAUGGACUAAUCGAUGCGUUUUAGGUAUGAAUUGCAUCGCAAUUGGAUUGGAAAUGGGAACCCUAGUAAGCAACCAAAACUAUGAAGCCAUUGCUAAUGCUAUGCCUUCGCCGUUGGAAAUAGAAACAUCAAGUGAUCAGAGGGUAGCAAAAUGGAUUGACAAAAGAAUGUGCCCACAAUGGAGCCCUAAUUCACUAGAGACCAUUGUGCCUGAAAAUCUUCCUAGACCAUCUGCUCAAAGGAGAUGGGAAACCGUUGGUUUUUCUAACAAGGAUGCUCCGGCGGUUCAAAUGGUAGUUAGAAAAGGUGGCAACUGCUUUGCUAAGUAGAUUUACAAUUUGAUACACCAUGUAUAUGAACCAUCUUGAUAGCCAAAUACAGAAUCAAUGAAGUAUCACCAAGUAGGCAUUUUAUCUGUUGGAUUCUUCUUCAUUGUGGGAAAAAUGUGAACCAGAUAUUUGUAAAAAUUUGGAAGCUAUGCAGUAAAACAUUUGAUUUUUAGAA
Messenger RNA from Pyrus x bretschneideri (Chinese white pear), 786 nucleotides. RefSeq lists its product as uncharacterized. Lineage: Eukaryota; Viridiplantae; Streptophyta; Magnoliopsida; Rosales; Rosaceae. Bases 159 to 611 code for a protein of 150 amino acids. The transcript is spliced from 2 exons. The record is from RefSeq and is a predicted model, not a curated record.